AUGGGCAGCAUUGAGAAUAACCGAACACGGCCAGAAUUCCGCCAAUUGCCUUUGCGGAGUGGCGACCCAAAGUAUUCAGCAUGGGGUCUCUGGGGCGAGAAUGAUGAGUUGGGAACACUCAAUCUUCUGACACCUGCCAUCGUCAAAGAUGCCUCCAAGGAGAUUAUUACUGGCACGCAGAUUGUUCUCAAUCUAUCUGUUGAUGCAUUCAGCCAACCUAUGAAUCCGGUGAGGAAGCCAUGCAGUCAUAGAAUCAUUGCUAAAGGUCAUGCCAAUGACGAUGAGCUCGACAUGAACACCCAAGGGUCCAGUCACUGGGAUGGCCUACGACAUUACCCGUACCAAGACAGUCUGCUGUACUACAAUGGGGUGACUCAAGAUGAUAUCUCGGGAUCUAACCCUAAGACAAAGAUUGGCAUCCAAAACCUUUCGAAGCGAGGUAUCGUCGGACGAGGAGUACUGCUAGAUUGGGCUACAUAUGCCGACGACAUGUGCAUCAACACAACAUCCCCAUUUGAGUCUUUCAAAAUCCCCCUCUCGCAAUUAAAAGCAGUCGCUUCACAACAAGGAACCACCUUUUGCAGCGGCGAUAUCCUCUUUAUCCGCACCGGAUGGUUGAAGGCGUAUCGGAGCCUAAGCCUUGAAGAGCAAGCCGCACUACCUCACAGAAAAGCGCGGACAUCUUGUGGCGUAGAGGCAUCUGAAGAGAUGAUGGAAUGGCAUUGGGAGAACCAAUUCGCUGCUGUCGCAAGUGACACAGUGGCCUAUGAGGCUUGGCCCAGUCGUCGGCCAGCUGGUGUCGCCCUCCACGAGGUGUUUCUUAGUGGCUGGGGUAUGCCUAUUGGCGAAAGUUUUGAUCUGGAGAGAUUGGCUGAAAAGUGUAAAGAGAAUAGCCGUUGGUCGUUCUUCUUGACGAGUGUUCCUCUUGACAUACCAGGUGGUGUUGCAAGCCCACCAGGUGCUAUAGCGAUACUAUAA
Messenger RNA from Fusarium redolens, 978 nucleotides. Its product is annotated as putative cyclase-domain-containing protein. The record is from RefSeq and is a predicted model, not a curated record. The transcript has 4 exons. Bases 1 to 978 code for a protein of 325 amino acids. Lineage: Eukaryota; Fungi; Ascomycota; Sordariomycetes; Hypocreales; Nectriaceae. Gene Ontology annotation, molecular function: arylformamidase activity.